AAUACCAGCCACAGAGGAAGUGCGCUGGAAUUCCAUGCGGUCCACUGCGGACGGGAUAAGAAAAAGGCGAUGGCCGGGAGAGCACCGCCUUUUCUUUCUGACCCUAGUCAACAUCCUGACCAUGUCACGGGCCUUUUAUUUCGCCCGGCCGCAGUCUUGGUGCCCAUCGAGUACCGGGCCCGCAUCCAAUAUCCAAAGAGCACCUUUCUUUCUCGAGCUUCGACCCAGCUCGGCGUGGUGUGAUCCCUUUCUUCCAUUCGCCCGCGGAGGACCUUCUCGAGCUGGCACAGUGGAGGCCCCUCCCUCUCCCCCUCCCCAGCCCUCCCGCCGCCCGCCUCGGCGUACCUUCGAAGCAUGGACAUGGAGAGGUCACCGAAUAAACUACCGAGUGGAGGGCGAUGCGGAGGUUUUGGCGCGUCCGUCGGCCAUUUCCGGAACCAAUUCAGAGACCUGCCGCCGUUGGGGUACCGGGUGUUUGCCGUGGACCUCCUAGGCUUCGGCGGGAGCGAUAAAGUCAAGGCAGGGGUCGACUACGAACUGGAGCUGUGGCGAGACCUCUUGGUGGACUUCAUGCAGGAAAUGGAAGCGCGCGGCACAGCCUCCACCACGCACGGAUGGACCGUGGGCGGGAACAGCAUUGGCGGGCUCUUGACCCUGAUGGUGGCGGUGGCCCGAGGAGCGGAGACAGUGAAGGGCUGGGGGCUGACGAGUUUCCGGGAGGAGGAAUUGCCCUGGAUCCUGCGCCCGCUGUGGAUUUUUGUCCGCGUCGUUUUGUUUGGGGACAUUUUUGGCCCGGGACUCUUCCAGCGGUUUCGGACGGAGGAGAACGUCCGCUCGGUCUUGGCUCAGGUGUACGGGAACGAAACUGCGGUCGACGACGAACUGGUGGAUGUGCUGCUCACGCCCGGGCUGGACGAUGGGGCGGAGGAAGUUUUCCUCAAGGUCCUUCGGGCGCCCGCAGGACCUUCCCCAGAAGAAUUGCUUCCACAGAUCCAGGUGCCCGUCAUUGGGAUUUGGGGGGUAAGUAAAUGCUCGACG
Nannochloropsis gaditana CCMP526 is the source of this 1038-nucleotide messenger RNA. RefSeq names its product alpha beta hydrolase fold protein. The annotation marks the transcript as partial. The record is from RefSeq and is a predicted model, not a curated record. The transcript has 6 exons.